CAGGACGAAGAAACAAAUCCCGGGGACUCCCCUCGACGCACGGUGCACCAAUGUAUUUGAGUCUCUUCCACGUCCCCCCCUCCUAUCCUCUCGUUUCCCUUUUAUUUCUUUUCCUUUUCUUCCCUGAUAUCCCUCUUAUAUCCUACUUACUUGUCGCUCUUUUCACGGAUCUGGUGAGCCGAUCGAACGGAAAUUCAGUCGAAAAACGCGCCGGUCACUUCUAGCACCGCUCCGAUUGUUCUGCCACCCCGCCAACGGCAGCCAUGGGUGAAGUUAUUCCACCGCCAACUGCGGAUUACUGCUGGGAAGGACGGCUGGGGACUACGAUCAUUCUUCUAUGCAUCCUUUACGUCUUCAUGAGUUUGAGGGUCAAGGCCGUCUAUGGAUUCGCGUAUUCGAAAAUUUCGCCUCGAGGCAUCUCGGGAGCCUUUGUAAUGCUUGCUACGGUUUUAUGCACGAUAUAUACGUGUAUGGUUAUUUGGAACUAUACGGUGUGGUAUAGAAUCCGGGGUCUUUACGAGCACAGUGUAAUGGUGGAGGAUGAAGAAACUGCCGAUCAAUUGUUGGUGAUAUUGAGGAGCGUGAUCCCGGAGAACAGAAAGGAGGUCUGCUUUACGAUGCGGAUGAUGCUCGUCACCGUCCUCUGGCUGGUCAAGGGAUCAUUCGUUAUGCCCUAUUACGAGUUCGCCCAGCAACUUCCUCAGCGCACAAAGUUCCUUCUUUACACCAUCACCGCCAUCCUGCUCGCUUCCUACAUCGGGCUGUGGAUCGCUACAGCUGUGGAGAUGGAAAUGUCGUUGGCAUUCGAGGGAUUUAGCCCAUCGGCCGGAGCCAGGGUCGUGCUCUUCACUCCUCCAAACACUUGGAGUACGUGGGCCGUCUCCGAUGAGGAGCUGACGGGGAAACAUGCUCAAGUGCCUUCAUUUCUCGCCAUCGAAUGUAUGAUUACUUCGCUCAACGCGGCUACCGAUGUUCUCCUAUUGAUCCUUAUCGUUUGCAUUUUCCGGCAUCUCAACCUCGCCGGCGGCAAGAACCACUACCGCGCCGCGUCUAUGCUCAUUGCUCUGUCAACUCUCUCGAUCGUCAUCGCCGUCGCUCGUCUGAUCAUCAUGCUCACGGGGAUGCAACGCAUCAGCUUCCGCCUGGCCUUUGAUUCCCUUACCGAAUACGAAGCCUUCAUCGCCGUCUGUGCCGCGUGCAUCCCCGCCAUGCGGGUUCUCGCCCGAGGUGGAGGAAGCAAGCUGAUCGUUGGAUUCCCCGACAACUGGGGCGCUUUCGGAAGCCGGCUCAGCAGGAGCAUGAAAUCCGAAGCUUGCUAUGCUUCGGCGCAGGCCGACCUGGAGGGCUUUAGAUCGCCGCCGCCGCCAAUGCCCGAAAUCAAGAACUCGCAAGUGGUGGUGGCGCAGCCGGUCUCAACAGCGUGUCAUGGUGUCGGUAUGCCGAUGGGAUGGUCGGACGUGGGCAUGGAUAAGCUCCGCGCUUAGAUGGGAUGAGAGGUUCUGUGUGUGUUCAUCUUCUUGGGUGGUUACUUUAGUCUUUCGGUCGAAUCCGGAUUCUCGGACUGCCUUCUUU
This is a messenger RNA of Tricharina praecox, 1572 nucleotides long. RefSeq lists its product as uncharacterized. The coding region runs from base 264 to 1484 and encodes 406 amino acids. The transcript is spliced from 6 exons. The record is from RefSeq and is a predicted model, not a curated record. Lineage: Eukaryota; Fungi; Ascomycota; Pezizomycetes; Pezizales; Pyronemataceae.